UAUAUCUAUAUCUAUUUAUAUAUGAAUGAAUUUAAAUCUCGGCGGUCACAGCUCUUGUAGUAGUCUGCGUUUUUAUGGAGGAUGUGGGGUUUGAAUUUAAUGGUGCUAGCAGGGCUUCUCAUUUUGUAGCCCGUUGGCUCGUCUGCACCAUUUCCGGAGCUCUUACCGGCCUUUUCGCUCUUGCUGGAGCUUUCACAGGAGCUAUUGCUGGUGCUCUAGCAGGUAAGGCUUCUGAUAGUGGCAUCCUCCGUGGAGCUGGACUUGGUGCCAUUGCUGGGGCUGUGCUCUCUGUAGAGGUUCUGGAGGCAUCCCUUGCUUACUGGUGUCUAGAACGAUAUGGGUCAAGGAGCUCAUCUUCAAUGGCAGAUUUCAUAGAGGAGCUUUUUCAUGGGAGAUUUAUGGAGGAACAAUUUACACCAGUAAUGUUAACUGCUUACCAUUGGCAGGUUAGCUUUGCUAAUAUAGGUUAUGAUGAGAUUCAUGAUAUUUAUGGUGGAGUUGCACCCAGAGGAUUGUCAGAGGAUUCAUUGAAGAGAUUACCAUGCCAUAUGGUCGUGGAGGAAACCAAGGCAGCACAAAGUAUCUGUUGUACGAUAUGUUUGCAGGAUAUUGAAGUAGGAGAAACUGCAAGAACCUUGCCCCAGUGUCACCACGUUUUUCAUUUGAAAUGUGUGGACAGAUGGCUCAUCAAUCAUGGUUCAUGUCCUGUAUGCAGACAGGAAGUAUAAAUUCAUAUAGGAUCCUGAUUGUGUAGAUAUAAAGUGUCUGUAAUUUGAAGGUGAUUACUGUAAAAUAUAGCUUCCCCCACAGAUUUAGACAGUCUGCAAGUAUUGUGGUUAUGUAUAGAGUCAGGGAAUUGUUAUUCUUUGGGUCUGUUUAGAUACCGCUUAUUGCUGAAAACUGAAAACACUGUAGCAAAAUAAUUUUUAAAUGUGUAAAUAGUGUUAUGGAAUCUAAUUUUAAUGAAAAUUUUGCUGAAAAGAGUA
Molecule: messenger RNA, 986 nt
Organism: Quercus robur (English oak)
Lineage: Eukaryota; Viridiplantae; Streptophyta; Magnoliopsida; Fagales; Fagaceae
Product: NEP1-interacting protein-like 2
Exons: 5
Coding region: 75-728 (217 amino acids)
Source: RefSeq, a predicted model, not a curated record